Molecule: messenger RNA, 20059 nt
Organism: Loxodonta africana (African savanna elephant)
Lineage: Eukaryota; Metazoa; Chordata; Mammalia; Proboscidea; Elephantidae
Gene: NXPE3
Product: neurexophilin and PC-esterase domain family member 3
Exons: 6
Coding region: 14314-15993 (559 amino acids)
Source: RefSeq, a predicted model, not a curated record
AUAGUUUAACCCAGUGGGUUACAUUUGAAAAGGGAGAGCGUUUUGGUUUUUAUUUAUUUAUUUAUUAACUUUUAUUGAGCUUCAGGUGAACGUUUACAAAUCAAGUCAGUCUGUCACAUAUAAGUUUAUAUACAUCUUACUCCGUACUCCCACUUGCUCUCCCCCUAAUGAGUCAGCCCUUCUAGUCUCUUCUUUGGUGACAAUUUAGGGAGAGCGUUUUAACCCUGUCGGUUACAUGAUCUUUUUAAAAAGCUGUCUCUUGGGGCCUACUCUCACAGAUUCUGAUUUAAUUGGUAUGGUGGGAUGCAAGUAUAGUUUUUUUUUUUAAUUGUGCUUUAGGUGAAAGUUUACAGAGCAAAUUAGCUUCUCAUUCGGUAGUUUGUACAUAAAGUAUUUCAUGACCUUGGUUUCAUUCCCCACAAUGUGUCAGCACUCUCCCCAUUUCCGCCCUGGUUUCCUCAUUUUCUUUUGUCCUGAUUUUCUACCACUUCCUGCCUUCUCCUCUUUGCUUUAGGGCAGGUAAUGCCCAUUUGAUCUCUUAAAAGUGAUUGUUCUAAAGAGUACGUUCCUCUCGGGUGUUAUUGUUUAUCUUACGUGCUUGUCUAUGGUUUGGGUGAGAGGUGGUACUGGGAAUGAGGGUCAGCAGAGUGUCUUAGGGCUAUAGUCUUGGUAGUUCCUCCAGUCUCUGUCAGACCAGCAAGCCUGGUCUUUUUUGUGAAUUUGAUUUUUUGUGCUACAAUUUUCUCCCACUCUGUCCAGGACCCUGUCUCAUGAUCCCAGUCAGAGCAGUUGGUUUUGGUAGCAUCCAGGCACCAUCCAGUUCUUCUAGUCUUGGGGUUCUGUAGGCUAUGGUUCAUGUGGCCCAUUAUGCCUUUGGACUGAUUGCUCCCUUGAGUCUUUAGCCUCCUUCACUCUCCCUCAUCCCAGACGGGAGGAGACCAACAGUUAUACCUUAGACAGCCGCUCACAAGCUUUUAAGACCCCAGAUGCUACUUACUGAGGUAGGAUGCAGAACACUGUCUUUAUGUUGUGUCAGUUGACAUAGAUGUCCCCCGAGUCUAUGGUCCUUUGUCUUCUAGCCUAGGAACUUCAUCCUGUGAGGUGUUUGGUUGUGUCUAAGCCAGGCAUCCAAAAACAAAAAGCAAACCCUUUGCCGUCAUAGUAUUUUUAAAAGCUUCUUGGCUAGUAUUUACUGUGUGUUCAGGGUUGAGAACCACAGCCUCUCAGCAUGCCCCCCCCCACCUUUUUUUCUUAUAGCAUUUGCUACCAGUGGCUUAUUUAACAGAUUUGCUUGAUUACUUCUCUUCCCACUGUGCCCCCCAGCCCCCGUAAUCUCCGUGAAAACAUGGGGCCCAGCUUUGGGAGAAGGGCAAGGGAAGGCUUAGGUGAGUCAGCACUUUGGGCACAUGAGGUGGCUAUUCCCGAAGGAGAAAUGGAAUCUGCAGGAAACAGCCCUUCAGGCCAGUGUCCCUGCUUCACCUUUAUCCAAGAGUUGUGUAGUGAGUUUGAGGGAAUUCAGGGCCGAUCAAGGAAAAGCUAUGACCCUGAGAUAGCAGUGAUGCACAACAAGCUAUUUGCUGGGGCCAGUGCAUUGACAGCUGCAUGCAGGGUGUGGUUCUCCACAGCAGGAGGCCUUCCAGAGGCAAGUGGCACAGGGAGCCACCAGAACUGGAAGUGGACAUGAAAAACCUAGAGAAGAGGAGAAGGGAGAGGGGAAGGCUUGCAUGAUGUCAUCCUCCAGCAAACUGGCGAGUCUCUGAGUCAGAGAAUUGCAAAGGCAGCAGCAUCUAGAGCCCUGGUAACUAUAGCCUUUUAUUUUGUUUGUCAAGGGCUACCAGGUGUUGGGGUAGUUUCUGUAGGUUUGUAAAGCAGGCAAGCUGUCAGUGGCUAAAAAUUUGCUUAUUUGGGCUAUUUUUAAAACAGUUGUUUUGUACACAUUUGAGUUUAGUGCCAGUGGGGUUUUUUUUUUUUUUUUUAAACAGGCUUUAGCUUGCCAUUCUGAAGAAGUAAACAGUUUGGGGUCAAUAUACAGAUAAAGAGACAGGUUCCAAAGAUCGCUUUAACCAGAGGUUAUCUUUGACUCAUUUAUAUAACAGGAUGGCCCUAUUUAGUUGACCCACCAUUGGCAUGGGCUUGGAUGGGUCUCUAGUUCUUCUCUCUCUACACCCUCCUCUGUUUAGUUUCAAGGUCUUACUUAGCACCUAUGAAAUAUAGCUGCUCUUGGAAAGUCUGAACGUAAACUAAGUUUGGACACACUCCAUGUAAAUCUACUUUUGUCUUUUACACAAGAAAAACAAAAGCCCCAAAUAACUAGUUGCCACAGAGUCAGUUCCAACUCAUGGUGACCCCAUGUGUUUCAGAGUAAAACUGUGCUCCAUAGGGUUUUUAAAUGGUGUGAUCUUUAGGCCUUUCUUCCGAGGUGCGCCUGGGUGGAUUAGAAUCUCCAACCUUACUGUUAGUGGCCAAGUGCAUAACUGUUUGCACCACCCAAGGCCUUGUGUCUUUUACAUUGUUGUUAAGUACUUUUGAGUUGGUUCAAACUCAUAGCGGCCCUGUGUACAACAGAAUGAAACACUGCCUGGUCUUGUGCCAUCCUCAUGAUUGUUGCUGUUUGAGCCCCUUAUUGCAGCCACUGUAUCAGUCCACCUCAUUGAGGGUCUUCCUCUUUUUCACUUGCCCUCUACUUUACCAAGCAUGAUGUUGUUCUCCAGUGACUGGUCCCUCCUGAUAACAUGUCCAAAGUAUGCGAGAUAAGGUCUUGCCAUCCUCGCAUUCUGGCUGUACUUCCUAAGACAGAUUUGUUCAUUCUUCUGGCAAUCCAUGGUAUAUUCAGUAGUCUUCAUCAACACUAUAAUUCAAUUGCAUCAAUUCUUCUUUGGCCUUCUUUAUUCAUUGUCCAGCUUUCACAUUGCAUAUGAGGUGAUUGAAAACACCAUGGCUUGGGAAGGCGCACCUUAGUCUUCAAGGUGACAUCUUUGCUUUUUAGCACUUUAAAGAGGUGUUUUGCAUUAGAUUUGCUUCUUCAACGGGCGUUGAUUGUGGAUUCAAGUAAGAUGAAAUCCUUGACAACUUAAGGCUUUUUCUGUUUAUCAUGAUGUUGCUUAUUGGUCCAGUCGUGAGGAUUUUUUUUUUUUAACAGACUUUAUUUUUUAGAGAAGUUUUAGGUUUACAGAAAUAUUGCACAGACAGCACAGAGCUCUAAUAUGCUCUCUCCCCUCUUCACAGAUAUUAUUAAUAUCUUGGAUUAGUGUCCUACUCUUGUUAGAAUUGAUGAACCCGUAUCAAUACAUUAUUAUUAACUAAAGUUCAUCGUUCACGCUAGGGUCCACUCUUUGAGUUUGACUUCUGUGGGUUUUGACAAAUGCAUGAUGUCAGGUAUCAUAUCCAUCAUUACAGUUACCACGCAGAACUUGCACUCCUGUGCUGCACUCGCUACAGUUGAUGAACAAAUAUUGAUACAUUAUUAACUAAAGUCCAAGUUUACAUUAGGGUUGACAAUUCUUUGGGUUUUGACACAUGCAUUAUAUCAUGUAUCUACCAUUACAGUUACAGUAUCAUGCAGAAUAUUUUCACUGCCCUAAAAAGGCACUGUGUUUCAUCUGUUUAUCUAUUCAUCUACUUACUUACUGUCAUAGAUUGAACUAUGUCCCCCCAAAAAUGUGUGUAUCAAAUUGACUGGGCCAUGAUUCCUGGUAUUGUAUGAUUUUCCUAUAUGUUGUAAAUCCUGCCUCUACGAUGUUAAUGAGGGAGGAUGGGCGGCAGUUGUGUUAGUGAGGCAGGACUCAACCUACAAGAUGGGAUUGUGUCUUGAGGCAAUCUCUUGAGAUAUUAAAGAGAGGAGGGAGCAGAGAGACGGGAGGACCUCAUACCACUAAGAAAGCAGCACCAGGAGCAGAGCAUGUCCUUUGGACACGGGGUUCCUGCACAAAAAAGCUCCUAGUCCCAGGGAAGAUUGAUGAGAAGGCCAGUGGAGAGAGAAAACCUUCCCCUGGAGCUGACACCCUGAAUUUGGACUUUUAGUCUACUUUACUGUGAGAAAAUAAACUCUUUGUUAAAGCCAUCCACUCAUGGUAUUUCUGUUACAGCAGCACUAGACGACUAAGACACCUACAUAAAAUAAAUUUGUAUAGUUUUUUUUAUUCUGGCAACAACUAAUCUUUUUACUAUAGUAUUAUCUAUGCCACAGUGCCAUAUAGUUGGAAUCAAAUAAACCCAAAACCCAGUGCCGUCGGAAUCAUAUAGUGUAUAGCUAUUUCAGGCUGGCUUCUUUCACUUAGCACUAUGCAUUUAAGAUUCAGCCCUCUCUUUUUGUAGCUUCGUAACUCAUUUAUCUUUACUGCUGAAAAAUACUCCAUUGUAUAGGUGUACCACAGUUCAUCUAGUCACUCAUUGAAGGGCAUCUGGAUUGCUUCCAAGUGUUGGAAAUUAUGAAUAAAGUUGCUAUAAACAUUCUUGUGCAGGUUUUUGUGUAGACAUAAGUUUUCAACUCAUUUGGGUAAAUAUUUAGGUGUAGGAUUGCUGGAUUGUAUGGUAAGCCUGUGUUUAGCUUUGUAAGAAACUGCCAGACUCUUCCAAAGAGGCUGUACCAUUUUACAUUCCCACCAGCAAUGAAUGAGGGUUCCUGUUCUGCAUCUUCACCGGUGUUUGCUGUUGUCAGUGUUUUGGAUUUUAGCCAUUCUAAUAGCUGUGUAGGAAUAUCUCGUUGUUUUAAUUUUCAAUUCCCUAAUAACAUGACGUUGAGCAUUUUUUCUUAUACUUAUUUGCCAUCUGUGUGUCUUCUUUGGUCAGAUGUCCGUUCAGAUCUUUUGCCCAUUUUGUAAUUGGGUUCUUUGUUUUCUUAUUGUGAAGUUUUUAAGAGUUCUUUGUAUAUCUUGGACACAAGUCCUUUCACAGAUACGUGUUUUGCAUAUAUUUUCUCCCAGUCUGUCGUUAGCCUUUUCAUUCUCUUCGUGUAUGUUUUCUAGCUUAUGUUCUGGUAAACUUGGCUGUAACUCCGAGCUCCUUCAGAGAAUACCCAUUGUUCCCCUAUACAAAGGAGGAAUAACUUGCAUCAUAGCUUUAAAGGUAAAGGAGUAGGAGCACUGAAUUUGUAUCUUCUGAUUGCCAAAACAGUGCUCAUAAUAACAGAAAGAAGGAGGCACCUCCUAACCUCCCCUUGACUUUCUACCAACAUCAUUGGAAACAAAAAGAAGAGUUGGGGAGGGCUUCACGAAGAUGCUUCUGUGGUCAUGGUGGUGGUGAUGGGAGGGAGAUGGGUUUCGUCACAGCCUCAGCUGGAAAGAUCUUUCUUCUGCAUGUCUAGUGGACCUCUGUAGUGAAUCAUUUGUUUCAAUUAGUCUACCCUUCAUCUCCAGAAUUUCUACGUGUUUUCUUUCUAUAAUAUCUAUUCCUUAUUGAUGAGCUCAUAAUUUUCAUUCAAUGUAUUUUUGGUUUCCUUUAGUCAUUUAGCCAAGCUUUCCACUCUUUCAAGCUUUUCCGUAUCUCCUUGAGCAUAUUUACAAUAGCUAGUCUCCAGACUUUGUCUGACCAUAUUCCAUAUUCUGACCCCAUUCUGUAUUUGAUAGCUGGCCCCUGCCAGGGUCAGUUUCUGUAGAUGUAUUUUUUUUUUUCUGUGAGUGGGCCGCCCUCUCCUGAGUCUUUGGAUGCCUCGUAACUCUUCCUUGAAAACUAGGGUCCGUUUGUGUAGAUUUCCUUCUUUUCUGUGUAUGGGCCAUUCAUUCCUGAUUCUUUGCAUGCCUGGUAACUCUCCAUUGAAAACGGGGCAUUUUGAAUAGUAUACUGUGGUAACUCUGGAAAUCAGAUUCUCCUCUUUCCCUGGGGUUUGCUUUUGUUGGAUCUUGAUGGGUUAGUUGUUAAUUUAGUGGCAUUUCCAAAGUAUUUUUGCAAAGGCUGUAUUCCUUAGAGUGUGUGGCCAGUAGAGUCCCAUUAUCUCAGUAGCCAGCCAGGCACCUGACAGAGAUUUCCUUUAAUUCAAAAUUCAGGUCCUGUUUUCUUCAUUAAGCAGUCCUCUUGUUCCUGUAAAUUUCAGAUUAGACUCCAGAGUUCUAAAAGAGCUGACUCUGUAGAUCUCUGCCAGUUUAUGGCUGUUUCAGUGGAAAGGCUGAUUCUUCCAGCGCCCUGCUCGCCUGUGAGUCAGAAUCGACUCGAUGGUGACAGGUCAGGAUUUUUUACCCUGCCAUGUUCUGUGAUGUCAGCGUAAUUCAUAUUAAAGGUUAUAGCCUUUGAUCUUCAUCCGUUUCUCGGAUUAUUUGCUCAGCAUACAGAUUGACUAAGUAUGGUGAAAAGAUACAACCCCGAUGCACAACUUUUCUGAUUUUAAAUUACGCAGGAUCCCCUUGUUUUGUUCGAACAACUAACUCUUCAUCUUUGUACAGGUUCCCAUGAGCACAAUGAAGUGUUCUAGAAUUCCUGUUCUUUGCAAUGUUAUCCAUAGUUUGUUAUCCACACAGUCGAAUGUAUUUGCAUAGUCAAUAAAACACAGGUAAACACUUUUAUGGCAUUCUCUGCUUUCAGCCAAGUCCAUCUGACAUCAGCAAUGAUAUCCUUAGUUCCACAUCCUCUUCUGAAUCUGACUUGAAUUUCUGGCACUUUUUAACUUUCUUUUACAUGUUGUUGUUAGGUGCUAUUGAGUCGGUUCCAACUCAAAGUGACCCUACGGUACAACAGAACCGAACAUUGCCUGGUCCUGCCCCAUUCUCACAUGGUUGUUAUGCUUGAGCCCAGUGUUGCAGCCACUGUAUCAGUCUGUCUUGUUGAGGGUCUUCCUCUGUUUUGCUGACUCUCUGCCAAGCAUGAUGUCUUCUCCAGGACUGGUCUCUUCUGAUAACAUGUCCAAAGUAUGUGAGAUGAAGUUUUGCCAUCCUUGCUUCUCAUGAGCAUUCUGGCUGUACUUCCUCCAAGACAGAUUUGUUUGUUGUUCAGGCAGUUGAUGGUAUAUUCAGUAUUUUUCACCAACACUGUAACAAUUCUUCUUUAGUCUUCUUUAUUCACUGUCUCGCUUUCAUGUGCAUAUGAGGCGAUUGAAAACACCAUGGCUUGGGUCAGGACCACCUUAGUCCUUAAAGUGACAUCUUUGCUUUUUAACACUUUAAAGAGGUCUUUUGCAGCAGAUAUGCCCCAUGCAAUACAUUGUUUGAUUUCUUGACUGUUGCUUCCAUGGGUGUUGAUUGUGGAUCCAAGUAUAAUGAAAUCCUUUACAACUUCAGCAUUUUCUCCAUUUGUCAUGAUGUUGUUUAUUGGUCGAGUUGUGAGGAUAUUUGUUUUUUUUAUGUUGAGGUUUUUUUAUGUUAAUUCAUACUAAAGGCUGUGGUCUUUGAUCCUCAUCACUAAGUACUUCAAGUCCUCUUGACUUUCAGCAAAUAAUACUAUGUCACCUGCAUAUGGCAGGUUGUUAAUGAACCUUCCUCCAAUCCUGAUACAUUGUUUUUCUUCAUAUAGUCUUGGUUUAUUUGCUCAACAUACAGACUGAAUAAAUGUGGUGAAAAGAUACAACCCUGACGCACACCUUUCUUGACUUUAAACCAAUCAGUGUUUCCUCGUUCUGUUCGAAUGACUGCCUCUUGGUCUAUGUACAGGUUCCCCAUGAGGACAAUUAAAAGUUCUGGAAUUCCCAUUCUUCACAAUAUUAGCCAUAAUUUGUUAUAAUCCAUGCAGUUGAAUGCCUUUACAUAGCCAAUAAAACACAGGUUAACAUCUUUCUGGUGUUUUCUGUCUUGAGUCUUGAUCCAUCUGAUGUCAGCAAUGACCUCCCUUGUUCCAUGUCCCCUUAUGAAUCCAGCUUGAGUUUCUGGCAGUUCCCUGUUGAUGUACUGCUCUUUUACAUAAAACCCAUUUGUGGUUGAGUUGAUUCUGACUCAUAGCCACCCUCUAGGACAGAGUAGAACUGCCCCAUAGGGUGUCCGAGGAAUGGCUGCUGGAUUCAAACUACCAACCUUUUUGGUUAGCAGCCAAGCUCUUAACCACUGUGCCACCAGGGCGUCACGUUCUUUUACAUAGGGAACCAUAUUUUAUGAAUUAAAAUUCCAGACACUUGCUCUAAUGAGUACAAUUAAGUUUACGUGGAUAACGUUUUCAGUAACGUAAACAGCCACUUAGGAACUCUCUGCGGAUGAGGGCAGGAAGUCAGGUAACUAAUGCCAGCCUGGGUUUGUUAGCCACAGGCCGUGAAGAAGUUACAUCGGCCAGUACAUAUCCCACUACUACUUGGGAGUAGUCUAAUUCAAAAUUUGGCAAAACAGCCCCAACAAACACUUGGUUCCAAAUGCGCGACGGACCAUGCAUUUUAUUUUUUGCAUCUCCUUUGAACAUAAAAAUAAAGCAUGACUUUAUAAAAAAAAAAAAAAAAUUUUUUUUAUAUGGAAAGGAAAGAGACCCUGAAUAGCUACAGCAAUAUUGAAGAAGGACAACAAAGUAGGAGGCCUCACACUCCCUGUCCUAGUUAUCUAGUGCAGCUAUACCAGAAAUACCACAGGUGGAUGGCUUUAACAAAGAGAAAUUUAUUCCCUCACAGUCUAGGAGGCUAGAAGUCUGAAUUCAGGGUGCUGUCUCCAGGGGAGGCCUUUAUCUGUCAGCUCUGGGGGAAGGUCCUUGUCAUCAGUAUUCCCCUGGUCUUGGAACUUCUCAAUGUAGGGACCCUGGGUCCAAAGAACAUGCUCCCCUCCUGGUUCUUCAUUCUUGGUCCCCCUGCCUCUCUUCUCACUUCUUUUAUAUCUCAAAAGAGAUUGAUUCAAGAUACAACCUAAUCUUAUAGAUUGAGUCCUGCCUCAUUAACACGUUGCUGUUGUUAGGUGCUGUCAGUUGGUUCUGACUCAUAGCAACCCUGUGUAUGACAGAAUGAAACAUUGCCCGGUUCUGCGCCAUCCUCACAGUCAUCGUUACGCUUGAGCCCAUUGUUGCAGCCACUGUGUCAGUCCAUCUUGUUGAGGGUCUUCCUCUUUUUUGCUGACCCUCUACUUUACCAAGCAUGAUGUCCUCCAGGGAUUGGUCGCUUGAGAUAACAUGUCCAAAGUCUGUAAGACAAAGUCUUGCCUUCUUUGCUUCUAAGGAGCAUUCUGGCUUAUCAAUGUAACUGCCUCUAAUCUGCCUCAUUAACAUCAUAGAGGUAGGAUUUACAACAGGUAGGAAAAUCACAUCAGAUGACAAUCACACAAUACUGGGAAGGCCUAGCCAAGUUGACACACAUUUUUGGGGGACACAGUUCAAUCCAUAACACCCCUUGAUCUCAAAACAUCCUAUACAGCCACAGUCAUAAAAUCAACUUGGUACUGGUUCAAUGACAGACACACAGACCAGUGGAAUAGAAUUGAGAAUUCAGAAAUAAAUCUAUCCUUCUAUGGGCAGUGGAAAAGAGGAAGACCCUCAACGAGAUGGAUUGACACAAUGACUGCAACAAUGGGCUCAAGCAUAACAACGAUUGUAAGGAAGGCGCAGGACUGGGCAGUGUUUCGUUUUGUGGUACAUAGAGUUGCUAUGAGUCAGAACUGACAACAACCACAUGGGCAGCUGAUUUUCAGCAAGGGGUCAAAGUCCAUUCUAUGGUGAAGAGGCAGUCUCUUUAACAAAUGGCGCUGGCAAAACUGAAUAUUUGAUUGCAGAAAAACGAAACAGGAUCCAUACCUAACACCAUAUGUAAAAACUAAUUCCAAAUGGAUCAAAGACUUAAAGCCAAAACUGUAACACUCCUGGGAAAUAAUAUAGUGACAAAACUAUGAGACCUAAUUUUUUUCAGUAGUAGAUUACCAAACACAACUAUGAAUACAUGAGCAAUAGAAGAUAAGGUAGAUAACAGGGACCACCUAAAAAUUAAAUGCUUAUGCUCAUUAAAAGACCUUACCAAAAGAAUAAAAAGAGAACCUACAGACUGGGAAGAAAGCUUUGCGAAUGAUAUAUCUGAUAAGGGUCUAAUCUCUAAAAUAUAUAGAAAACUUCAACUCAACAGCAGAAAGACAAGCAACUCAAUUAAAAAAUAGGCAAAGGACAUGAACGCACACUUCACCAAAGAGGACAUUCAGUGGCCAAUAAGCACACGAAAAGAUGCUUGUGAUCAUUAGCCAUCAGAGAGAUGCAAAUCAAAACUACAAUGAGAUAGCAUCUCACUCCUACAAAAAUGGCAUUGACCAAAAGACAGAAAACAAUAAAUGCUGACAAAGUUGUGAGGAGAUUGGAGAGCUGCUCCACUCUUGGUGGGAUUGUAAAUUGGUUCAUCCACUAUGGAAAACCAUAUGGCGCUUCCUCAAAAAGCUAGACAUAGAAAUACUCUAUGAUCCAGCAAUCCCACUCCUAGGUAUAUAUCCUAGAGAACUAAAACUGCUGACAUGAACAGAUACAUGCACACCUAUGGUCAUUGCAGCAUUAUUUACAAUAGCAAAAAGAUGGAAACAACCUAACUGCCCAUCAACAGAUGAAUGGAUAAACUAUGGUACAUACACACAGUGAAAUACUAUGCAGCCGUAAUGAAUAAUGAUGAGUUCUCAAAGCAUACUGUAACAUAGAUGAAUCUGGAGGUCAUUAUGCUGAGUAAAAUAAGCCAAUCAUAAGACAAGAAUAGAUGUGCAUACAGAAAGCGACAUUCUUGGGUGGUUACUAGGGAUGGGAGGAAGAGGAAGGGAGAAUCACACUCUAGACAGACACUUGUUAGUUUUGGUGAUGAGUAAGGCAAUACCAUAUAAGGGUGAAGUAAGUAUAACUUGUCCAAGGUAAAAGAUGACGCUAAGAAGUACAUAAGAAUGAGGGACGAUUUUGGUAAAAGCCACGACAUAUAUACUUUUGCAGCAACAGUAAUAACCAAAAAAAUGUGUGUGUGGUUACAUAGGUAGUUAAGUAUGCUUAUAUGUGUAUAUAUACAUGGGUGGUCAUGUAUAGGUUUUCUGUAGGCAAAUGCAUACACAUAUGUGUGUGUGCUGUGUAUAUAAAUAUCCACAUGUAAAAUAGAGUACCUAGGUGAAAGGAGAAAAACAAAAGCUGCCCAGACGUGACCACUAAUAAUGUUUUGGUGUAUGUCUUUUCAAAGAGAGGUCUAUCUGCUGUACCUCAGGCUACAUCUAUUUUUUUUUUUUUUAGUAAUAUUUUAUUGUGUUUUUGGUGAAGGUUUACACAGCAGUUUAGGUUCCCAUUCAACAAUUUCUAUACAAGUUGUUCAGUGACAUUGGUUACAUUCUUCACAAUGCUUAACAUUAUUUCCGUUCUGGUUGUUUCAUUUUCAUAAAUAUAGCUGCCCUGCCCCCUUACAUUCUCAUUUUUGUUUUAAAGUGAUUGUUGCCUGUUUAGUCUCAUACAGGUGAAUUUUCAGAGGAGCACAGCACUUACAGGUGUCAUUCAUUAUUUUUAAGCCAAUUUGUUAUUUAGCUACAGGGUGACCUCAGGGGUUAGUUUUGGUUCAAGGUUUGAAGAGUAUUUCAGGGCGAUAGUCUCGGGGAGUCCUCCAGCCUCAACCAGUCCAGUAGGUCUGUUUUAUUUUAUUUUUUAAAAGAAUUUAAGGUUCUAUUCCACAUUUUCUUCCAUUCUAUCAGGGUCUAUCUAUUGUAGCCCUGAUAAGAAUGGUUAGUAGUGGUAGCCAGGCACCAUCUAGUUCUUUAAGUCUUGGCGUGGAUGAAGCCGUGACUCACGUAGACUGUUUGUCCUGGGGACUAGUUUCUUCUUUGAGUCAUUGGUUUCCUUCUUUCUCUUUUGCUCCAAACAAGUAGAAACUAAUAGUUUUAUCUUAGAUGGUUACUUGCAAGAGUAUGCCUAGGAUGUAGACCUUAACUUUAUGAACUAUAUUAUGCCAAUUGACUGAGAUACUGCAUGAAACUAUGGUCCUAGUUCAGGCUGCAUCUUUUUAAUGUGAAUGAAUGGGUCUCAAAUGUCAGCGCCCUGCUUGCUUGUAGCAGGACAUAAGGUUUUUUCCUGGCAUGACCUUCCAUAAUGAUUUCAGUAGGAGUGCCUGGCCAUGAGUGGCUUCUUAUCUCUUUUCAUUGCUGCUUAUAAGCCCUGUAGUUCCUUUACUUUGGAGUCUGUUGCCCUUGCCAUCUUUUGACACCUUGGCCACUGACUUAUGUGCUGCUACUGACUGCUUCUGAAUCACACUGACAUCCUCCACACUGCCAACGUCUACACAGCUACGUGCUGUGGCUAAAUUCCCGGAGAACAUCAUCUUUUGUCUUCUUCCUCAUUCGCUAUCAGAGAAACCAUGAUUUUUAUGACCAACUCUUUGAGAAGGGUUUUGUCUUAGGCUGGGUUCUCUAGAGAAACAAAACCAGUAAAGUGUGUAAAUACAUAUAGAGAGAGAUUUGUAUCAAGGAAACAGCUUAUGUGAUUGUAGAGGCAGGAAUGUCUCGAGUCCGUGCAUUAGGAUAGAGGCUUCUUCUGAUUCAUGUAGCCACAGGGGCUGGUAAACCCAAGAUUGGCAGGUCGGCGAGUAGGGCUUUUGCUCAAAGGUUGUGAAGAUCUACAAAUCCCAAGGUUGGCGGGCACGAUCCCAAGGCUUCUUCUGAAUCACGUAGCUGCAGGGGAUGGUGAGCCCAAGAUCAGCAGGUUGGAGACCAGGAGUCUUGCUCAUAGGCUGUAAAGAUUGACCAAUCCCAAGAUCGGCUGGUAAGCUGCUAGCUCAAGUCCCAAGAACCGGAGGUUAGAUGAGCAGGAGGCAGCUGCAGGACCCAGAGCAGGCAAAAGCCAGAAUGUCCACUUAUAUUUGGAUGUAGGCUACACGCCCAAAAAAGCUCCCUCUCAACUGAUUGGCUACUCACAACAGAUUCCAUCAUGUAGGUGAUCACAUAUAAAAUCUGAGAAUCAUGGCUCAGCUCAUUUGACACAAUCUUAACCAUCAUAGGUUUCUACAGCAGUGUUGGGGGCCCUGGCGAUAGCUUUUUCCACUGUUUUACAGUCAUUUCUUUCCCAGAAUUUACAGGCAUUUCAGGAUGGCUAGGUGGGUGUUGGGGGUUUUGAGAUAGUGCUGUCUUUUAUAGUGGUGCCUGGCAAACCUGCAGAGGUGACCAGUAGUGGUGGAUUUAUUCCUCUUGAAUUUAAGAAGGAGAUCUACUCCUUGCCUAAUAUGAGUGUAAGCUUUUUAAGGGGAAAUUUCUGGCACUUUGUCCAGUACCCUGUACAGAGUAGCCCUGCAUAAUUACUUGUUUCAUGAACUGUUGAAUCCCUGCAUACCAUGUUGUGUGGUAAGGACCAACAUGAAUCCAGUCCUCAAGAUGUGGAGAUUGAUCUAGUCCUCACUUUCUCACUUCUCCAUUCUCAUCGCCAGCUGUGCCCACGACACUUUCUCUGACCCUAGCCACCUGGAGUUAGGUCAGGGCUCACGAGUUAAAAGGACCCAGUUCUUCAGACUGCUAAAUAGGCAGAUGCCAGCUGCAAAUUUGGCGAGUCCACAUGACAUUCCAACCUUCUGACUGGCUGGCCACAUAUUUGGGACUGGUUUCUCACUACCCCUUUUCAGGAUACCAGCUGCAAGCUUGGGAGUCCACAUGACACCCUCACUUUCUGACCUGCUGGCUCCCACUGCCACUUUGGGUUCAAUAAUUUGCUGGAACAGCUCACAGAACUCACAGAGAGUAUGCUGUGUGUACGACUACAGAUUUAUUGUAGCCAAAAAGGAUACAAAUGAAGAGAUGCGUAGGCCGAGGUCUGGGAGGGUUCCCAGUGCAAGCUUCCAUGUUCCAAGGGAUACAGUACCCUCCUUAGAGCAGAUGUUCUCAUCAACCAGGAAGCUCUCUGAGCCUUCAUGUUCAGGGCUUUUAUUGGCCAGUCCUGCAUGAUAGGCUAAACCAUGCCUCCUGAGGAUAGUUGAUAUCGGCCUCCUAGGGGCAUCUUCUGGUCUGGCCAGCCCCCACUCACCAGCACAGAUUCUCAGGUGUAGCCUGGAAGUCCCAGAGCAAGGCACCCUUAUUACUACAAAGGUUAUUUUUCUGGAGCCAAGGACAAAGGUCACCUUAUUUAGCAUAAAACUAGGUACUUUAUUCCACACAUGUGAAAAGCUAAGUAUAGCUAGGAGUCAAAAGAGGAUGAUAAAUUGUUAUCAGUAGGUUGCUUAUUCUCUGAUACGUGGUUUCUGUUUUUUUUUUUUAUGUAAUUAGUACAGUCCAGUUUGGGAGACAAGAAAUAUAUACAAAUACAGAGAUCAUCUGAGAGGUGAAAAUGGAGUUAUUCAAAGAAAAAUGUGCUGCUUAAGUCGAUCCCAGUCUCUCCUCUACACGAAGAACUCUUAAGGAUAUUAGCAGGAAAGAAGCAAAUGAAACUGAAACUCAUCUGCGCUUCAGAAAAACAACAUGGCGUCUUGAGGAAUGAAGGUAGCAUGGUGUCGGCCAUGGGUGAUCAAGACACAGCCAGACAAUGUGGACCAAUUUCUUCAAACUACGGCUCUUCUGCUGCCUAUUUGCAGUGUUGGUGGUGGUGGCGCUAGUCAUCAAUGUUACUCAGGUAGAGCACUUGGACCAUGAGGCUGUCUCAGCCACAUUCAUCGACAACACUGGACAGUUUCUUUCCCCCCAGGUGACAGGAAUUAGCCGGAACCCCUACUGUGGCUAUGAGCACCAGACCCUGUCUAGCCGGGAGCGCACGGAGGAGGACUCCUUGCUGGCGGCCUUGCAAUGGCAGGUGCCUGGCCUGGGCCCAGUCCCGUUUGUUAAGAGCACUGACCCUUCUUCCAGCUACUUUGUCAUCUUGAACUCUGGAUCCUUCUUCAAGGUGGGCAGCCAGCUGGAGGUGCUGGUUCGUGUACAGGAUUUUCAAAGAAAGCCCAAGCAGUAUGGUGGUGACUACCUGCAGGCCAGAAUCCACUCUCCCAAGCUGCAGGCCGGGGCUGUGGGCAGAGUGGUAGACUACCAGAAUGGGUUUUACAAGAUCUUCUUUACUUUGCUCUGGCCAGGCCAAGUUACUGUGUCUGUAUCUCUGGUCCACCCCAGUGAAGGGAUCAGAGUUCUUCAGCAGCUGCAGGAAGAGAGACCAGACAGGGUCUAUUUCAAGAGUCUCUUCCGUUCAGGAAGAAUUUCGGAAACUACUGAGUGUAACGUCUGUCUUCCUGGGAGCCUGCCCUUGUGUAACUUCACAGAUCUCUACAGUGGGGAGCCCUGGUUCUGCUUCAGGCCAAAGCAGCUGCCUUGCAGCAGCAGAAUCAACCACUACAAAGGCGGCUACGUGAAGGGCCUCCUGACUGCCGCAGACAGCGCCUUCUUCCAGAGUGGUGUCAAUAUCAAAAUGCCGAUCAACUCGAGUGGACCUGAUUGGGUGACUGUGGUUCCCAGGAGAAUAAAAGACAGUGACAACCCAGAACUAUCUCAAGGCUCAGGAACUUUUCCUUCUGGGUACUAUUACCGAGACCAGUGGAGGCCCAGAAGGCUCAGGAUGCGCCGGUUUAAUGACCCCGACAACAUUACAGAAUGCUUACAAAGGAAAGUCGUGUAUUUAUUUGGUGACUCAACCAUCAGGCAGUGGUUUGAAUACCUUACUACCUUUGUUCCAGAUUUAGGAGAGUUUAACUUGGGUAGUCCCAAGAAUGUCGGUCCCUUUCUUGCGGUGGACAAGAAGCACAACAUCCUGCUGAAAUACCGCUGCCACGGUCCACCCAUUCGCUUCACGACUGUCUUCAGCAACGAGCUGCGCUAUGUGGCAAAUGAGCUGAAUGGCAUUGUGGGAGGGAAGAACACGGUGGUGGCCAUAGCCAUAUGGUCGCACUUCAGCACCUUCCCCUUGGAAGUGUACAUCCGGCGGCUCAGGAACAUUCGCCGAGCAGUCAUCCAGCUCCUGGAUCGAAGCCCUAAGACUGUAGUGGUCAUCCGAACGGCCAAUGCCCAAGAGCUGGGACCCGAGGCGAGCCUUUUCAGCAGCGACUGGUACAACUUUCAGCUGGACACCAUCCUUCGGAAAAUGUUCUCAGGGGUUGGAGUAUACCUUGUUGAUGCCUGGGAAAUGACUCUGGCCCACUAUCUACCCCACAAGCUGCAUCCAGAUGAGAUUAUUGUGAAGAAUCAGCUGGACAUGUUUUUGUCCUUUGUGUGCCCCUCGGAGACCUAGCCUGUCCUGGAAGGGACUGGAGAAUCGCAUCACUUGCAUUACAGGAAGUUUGUGAGUGGCCCCAUGGAGAGAUGGCUGCCGUCGACUUCAAGUAAUGACUUGCAAGGAGCUUAGAAACUGCAGGUUACAUUUAUAUAUACAUAUAUAUACCUGUAGGAUUCUUUUCCAGACUUGACUUAGCCAUGGGAGAACCGUUAUUAACAACAUCUAUACACUAUAUUGUCCUUGUAACCAAAGAUGCUUAUGAGUGUACUUGAACUAGCUUCUCUUGGGAGGGGAGAUGAAUGUCCCAAAAAGUGUUCUGCCCUAAAUGGAAGGGACAAGUUUGGUUGGCAAGGGAGUGUUUGUGGCUUCUCUAGUAAAGCAAAUUGAGCACAUGUGCAUAAAUAGCACAAGUGGGGUGUCUUCAGCGGGGUGAGCUAGAGAGGGCUCCCAGUCAGUGGCUUCUGUGGACACAGUGAAGACUGCCUUCCUCAUCUCAGGAGUUUUCCUUAAUCCCCUACCUUUUCUGAAUUGCUUGAAAAGGUCAGUGUGCUUGGUAAGAAUUUUAUAAUGAGGAUAUUUACCAUUUCCUGCUUUUUUCUAGAGUAGAAGCAAAAGAGAGAGAUAUGAAAUCAAGUAUAUAUAAAAUCUGUGUUUUGAAUUGAUAUUUGCAUUGGAUGAAUGUUUCUUGAUCCAGCUAAAUUUUGCAUAAUGAAUACUUACUCUAAGAAUAGCCACUUUUGGAACUGGAAGGGGGAAAUCUAUGAACUCAGAUUUAUUUUUGUGUUCUGAAAUGUUAGGGUUUUGAGAAUUGGCUUUUGUGUAAAGAAUGCUAUUGAUUAUCAUAAAGUUGUGGAAGCUGUUUCCACCAAUUUGAAGUGUUUCUUUGUUGUUAUUAUCUUGAACUGCAUACCAAAACUAGAAAUUAAGAUCUAGUUAGAAAUUAAAGUUAGAUAUUAAAAUCUAAGACAGCUGUUUCUUGAUUUGGACAUAAGGUACACAUUCUCAUGGUUAGAAAUGAAAAGCUGCUAUUCCUACUGGUUACCUAAAAAUAGUUGAAUUAUCAGUUUUAUUUUACUGUCUUUUUAAUUUUAAAUGAGUUAACUUGGGAUCAUUUAGUAAGUACUGUUCUUCCUGAGCCACAAUGGAUUACAGUCUAGUUUUAGUUGUCCGUAAAAGGACAUGAAGAAGCUGGAGAGGCUUUAGAGAUGAAGAUAGAUGCUUAAAGCAUAAAAGAUUUAUACCCUUAUGAGAAUGGCUCAAAGAAUUUGGGUGUUUAACUUAACAUAGAGUCUAAGGUCUUCCUUUCCUAACCUUGACCACCUUCAAGUCUAUGAAAUAUUUUAUGAGGAAAGAAGACUUUUAGUUACUUUCUGAGUCUAAAGAGGAUGAACCGGCUAACUAUAUCAAGAUAGCUUAAUUUUAAUGAUCUUUAAGUUUUAGAGUACCUUAGGCUUUCUAAAUAAAACAUAGAAUUAGGGUCCGUGCCUCUGGCCAUUCUGGACUCAACCCAUGCGAUGAGUGACCAGUGAAUUUGAUGUAAUGGUCCUCAUCCACACUUUGAGAAACCCUGACUAAGGGAAGAGGGAAGAUGAAAAUAGGAAAGUAACGUUGCUUGGCUGUUUUUUCAGGGGGUUUGCCAAUAAUGUACGUGAUUCUGAUCCUGACCUACUAGUGUGGGCAAUCAAACCAAAACCAGACCCAGUGCCGUCGAGUCGACUCCGACUCAUAGCGACCCUACAGGACAGAGUGGAACUGCCCCACAGAGUUUCCAAGGAGCGCCUGGCGGAUUCAAACUGCUGACCCUUUGGUUAGUUCCUGCAGCUCUUAACCACUACGCCACCAGGGUUUCCAGUGUAGGCGAGAGUAGCUCCAUAUUGUAGAUGAGAAACUUGAGUUUGGAUUUGAAUGAAGGUAUGUGAGAGUCUAGAGCCCUUUUAAACAACAACUUGCUGAAUUUUUGUAAAGAAAGGUUUUAUUUUUCAUGAAAGAACUUUUGACCAUUUUCACAAGGAUUGCUGAAGGAGACUAUGGUAUCUUCCUCCUGGGAGAGUUUGGAGAGAGGACGCUGCUACUUGGACAAAUGAUUUCUUGUGAUCUUGUCCAGUUUCUGGUAUUUUUUUAUUUGGUGACAUAAACUCCUAUAGUUUUGAUGACACAGUUUCUUGAAGUAUUUACAGUCAUUUCCUUCCCUCUUCUAGUUUCACUUUCUACACUUUGGUGUGGAAAAUUUUCAAAAAAUGCAUAAGCGUAGAGAUUGGAAUAUUACCUAAAUCAUUCUCAGAAUAACUAGAUAAUUAAAUUUCUUCUGAAAAGUUUAUUUUAGGCCAGUAUCACAUAGUUGUGAAUAUCAGCAUACCAACUUAAUAAUAUAGUUUGCCAUAAGUAUGUAUUUUCCUUAUAAACACAGAGGAUAUAAUUAAUGUAAAAUAUAGAAGAAGAAAAAUCAUAAUUCUGUCAUCUGAUUGUGACGAGCAUUAGCAUUUGACUAUAUUUCCUUCCACGUGUUUUUAAACCACACAGUUGUGGUCAUAACAAACCAAAACAAAGCCCUUGCUGUUGAGUCGAUUCCGACUCAUAGCAAGUUGUAAUCGUAGAGAAUAUAUAAUUUAUAUGUGAUUUGUAUUUAACAUAUAAAUAUUUUUGUUAGCUAGUCUUCAUAACUUAAUUGUAAAGGUCUGCCUAAUAGUUCAGCUAAUGGUAUUAUCAUUAUUUAUAUAAAUUUUACCAUUUGGCUGAACACUUAGGCUUAUAAUAAAAUAUUAAAAUAUUUAUUAUAAUAAAAUAUUAAAAUACACUGUCAUUGGCUUAAAAUAUGGAUUUUUAUCUUGAAAUGACAGGAUUAAUUUCAUUUGGUAGAUGUCCUCAUGUGCCAAAAUGCAAAUGAUUGAGCUAAUGUUACUUCUAAACCUGGGAAUCUGUAAGGCCCUUAAGGCCAUUCUGAGCAAAUUACGGAGUCCCUGGGUGGCAUAAAAGGCUAAGUGCUUGACUACUAACCAGAGGGUUGCUGGUUCCAACCCACCCAGAGGCGCCUUGGAAGAAAGACCGGGUGAUCUGCUUCCAAAAGGUCACAGCCUUGAAAACUCUAUGGAGCAAAUGCAAAUUAUAUGGUAUAGAAAUUACACUAUUAAAGUAACCUUUCCUUAGCAAAUACAAAAGAGACCCUCUGUGUACUAACACGAUCCAUAUUUACCAUUCCGAACAGCCAUCAUUUUAUUAAAUACCAAUUACCUGAUACUUCCCAGCUUCAGGUAGUAAGUUUCAGACUGAUAAAUGGGGGUGAGUAAAUAUGGGAAGCCUUUUUUUUUUUUUUUUUUUUUACAUAUUUGUGUGUUACAUGCUGAAAUUAAGUCUGUUCGUGAGGCCAGUUAAAUAGCAAUUGUUGAGAGGUAUAGGAAAAUAAACACUCAAAACAAAAGAGACAAGACCCCCUCCAAAAAAAAAAAGCUGCUCAACAUUAUCUUAGUGAGUUUUGGGUAAAUUCAACGUUUUCAAGUUGUUGUUAGCUGCCGUUGAGUCAUCUUUGACUCGUGGGGACCUUACGUAUAACAGAAUGAAACUUGCCACUGCUGUGCCAUCUUCAUGACCGUUUGGUAUGUUUGACUCCACUGUUGUGCAUAUUAUGUCAAUCCAUCCCGUUGAUGGUUUCCCUGGGUUUUUGCUGACCCUCUACCGACCAUGGUGUCCUUUUCUAUGAGAAAAGCCUUACGGAUGACAGCAGAACGUGUUGACCUUUACUAGUUGCCAAUGCCAGAAAUUCCUCUUGAAGAGCAUUUUCUUGUGUUAAGCGUUAUUCUCCCCAGCGCCUAGGGUUGUGUAUUCUCCCAGGCUUAGGUCUACAGCGCAGUCUCGGUGUGCUGCACCUGACACUUCAGUAUGCAACAAGUAAACAAGAUUUUGAAGUUGCUGUUUUUCUCUUUGAAAGUGAGACCACAGUCCCCGAGUGCCCAGACACCUGAACAUCUGGGGGGUUGAAGCGAAGAGGGUUGUUGAGGGCAGAAAUUGACAGGACACAGAGCGAGAGAAGGGCACAAGGUAAGGACCUCAGCUUCUCAGUCUAGCCUGCCUCUUAAAAGUGCCCUUA